CAUGCGCUUUGGAUUUUCUAAAAUGGCGGAUUGGGCCUGGUCAGAGCGCACUUAAUGUUUUGUUAGUAAUUUUAAAGGAAUACAUUAUUAUAUUCUAUAUUAAAGCACUUGUACUAUGUUAAAAUUAAUAUAAGAUUCCAUUAAGACGUUAUACGGCUGUUUUGUUUAGUGAAAAUGAGUGAUUUCAGCAUUUUCUUCGAGACGGUAGAUGCUGUCGUGACCAGUCUGUAAUAUUUUUGUGUGAUUCCUACGAAACUGCAAUAGAUACUGGAUUUUGAAUCGCAACUCGACUCUUCGAAACGAUGUCGAUACCGAGCGGACAAUGAAAGCAGGAUCGAAUUGAGGCUAACAUGGACAAAAACAAAAAACAUGCCGUGCACGGGAAACACAAGAAAAAUGGCAAAACAGAAAACUACGAUGAAGUUAUCACGACCUGUUGCCUCUGCGUUAAAACAAAGAAGAGCAAAAAGAAGAGCCUGAUCGCCGGCUGUGUAACCAACGCGGGAAUUUUCAUAAUUCUCAUAAUUUACACGUCCGUCGGGGCGUUUAUAUUCCUGGCUAUAGAGGGAAGCGCGGCUAAGGUGCACCAGAAAACGUUAGCGACGACAUCAUAUCAAGCUAAUCUUAGCAAGAAGCCCAUAACGCCGAAAGCUAACAGCACCAUCGCGCAGGCCACUGCGGAAUUGAGGUCGCAAACCGUCGAGAGCAUAUGGGAAAUAACGGUCUCGUUAAACAUUCUUUACAAAGAGAAUUGGACGAGGCUCGCCGCGCACGAAAUAUCAAAAUUUCAGGAGAAACUGGUGGCGAGAGUCACGGCCGAUCUGUCCGAACAGCACGGUGACGUCAGAGCGCUGGAGUCGUCCUCGGGCUUACAGGACGAAUAUGAGUGGAAUUUCGCAAAAGCUUUUCUGUACUCGCUCACAGUUUUGACGACUAUAGGUUACGGCAGCGUGGCACCGAAGACGGCACUAGGGAAGGCGGUCACAAUUGGUUACGCAGUGAUCGGUAUACCCCUGACCCUGCUCUACUUGUCUGUCGUCGGAGCCCUGCUGUCGAGGCUCGCUCGCGGCGCCUUCAGCAGAGCGGUCUGCUGCUGUCUCUGCGUCAAAUGCGGGUACUGCUGCUUAGACGAGUCGAUCAUAUUGAAGGAUAGGAAGGAGGAGAAAAAUAGACGACCCGACGAGUACAAGUCCCACGCUCUACAUCUCCAGGAGCCGUACUACGUCCGGUCCCCGUCUGGCACGAUAAUAUCCGCGUCGCAAGCGAAUAGCUACACCAACUCCUACAAAGAUAAAACUCAGGGACUCAACUUUCUACGUGACUGCGAUUCGAUGAGUUGCGCGGACACAGAUUCCAAAGUUUCUCUAAGUGGAUUUUCAAUUCUAGCACCCAUCUGCUUGUGUCUGGCCUCGAUUUUCACGUACAUAUUUUUCGGUGCGCUCGUAUUGUAUCACUUGGAAGGUUGGAGUCUGAUCGACGGAAUUUACUUUUGCUUCAUGAGUUUGAGCACCAUAGGUUUCGGGCACCUGGCCCCCGGCCUGACUUACAAGAACGCCGCCUCGACCGGAACGGUUUGGUUUUGCUCGAUUUACAUCAUAACCGGGCUAGCGCUCACGGCGAUGUGCUUCAACGUCCUCCACGACGAGAUCGUUCACCGGCUGAAGCACCACGAAAAGAUUUUAAAAGGGAACACUCAAAAGGUAUUAACGGCUGAAUUUCUUCAAAGAUCUUGACGAGAUGAAAGUAGAGAUUUAACCGAGGAGACGAUUAUAAAUUCUGAAGGGGAGACCCUGCCCGAUGUUUUCCAUCACGUGCCGAAUUGCCGACAAGAGGGAGGCGCGGUGCGCCGAUGUGUGUUUACCCCGGCCAAAGAUAGGGAGCCCGACAGAGUUUAAGGUCUUUGACGGCUUUCCUUUUGAAGCAUCUUUUUAUUCUACCGCACUAAAUAGAAUUAAAUACGUUUGUAUUUAGUAAAUUAAAGAUGACUGAUCGAAUAGUAUGCAUAACGUUAUGUUCUAAUUGGGUACUCGAUCGUGUGCCAAGUCGUAGUAUUUUUUAUAAUUUGUAUGAAUCUUACUAGAUAAAAAAUAGGAAAUGGAAUUACACGAAAUAAUGGAAUUGUUAUGGAAUUUACGUAUGACAGUGGAUUAAAGUAGGUAGGCAAAGUGAGACAGAUGAAAAUCGUAAAGGUAUUUGCAAAUAAAGGAAUUAGAAAUACAUAUUAUGUACAUAAUUUAAUAGUAAUGGCAUGACAUGUUUGUAUAUUGAAACUAAACGGAAAGAAACUAAGUAGUUACAAAAUGUAGUGUGGCACAAGACUAUAAAUAAAAUGUCUUACUUAGUUAUAAGAAUUGUUAUUAGACAAUUGA
Aricia agestis (brown argus) is the source of this 2369-nucleotide messenger RNA. Its product is annotated as potassium channel subfamily K member 18-like. Gene Ontology annotation, biological process: stabilization of membrane potential; potassium ion transmembrane transport. Gene Ontology annotation, cellular component: membrane. The record is from RefSeq and is a predicted model, not a curated record. NCBI's taxonomy places the organism in Eukaryota, Metazoa, Arthropoda, Insecta, Lepidoptera, Lycaenidae. Bases 351 to 1733 code for a protein of 460 amino acids. Gene Ontology annotation, molecular function: potassium ion leak channel activity. The transcript is spliced from 3 exons.